GUUGAACCGAAGUCAAUAUCUUAAAAAAAACCCAUUUUAUCUCUUGUUAACAUUUGUAUAUAAAAAGGGGUUCAUUCAUUCAUUCAUUCAUAUAUAAAUCAGAAAUUAUCGAUCUGGGGUAGGGCACACCUGAUCACCAACAGGCAACAGCUUUGAUUUCAUUGAAAUGUCUACUUAAAUUUGGAAUCUUUUUAAAGCCCUUCUUCAACUAGAUUCUUGUCAGUUUCAACUUUCUUGCAACUUGGAUCCGCUUGCUUCAAUCAGGACCAAGAACCUGGUGUUUACAAACGGAUCUACAACGGAUUCCACAAUCGAGAAUCGCGUGUUUGUUUCGGAGGGUGGUCUGGAGUGCAUAUUAAGCAUUAUCAGGGCCCUGAGGAUGGGGUCCUGCUUUUCUGCAGAAAGCAGGAACCCUGUCCCAACUUCUCCAACAUCGACUGUCGGAAUAAGAAAAGGAAAAAGUUCGAGAAAAAGGCCACCUUUGCUUGAUCGUCGUAGGGAAGAACUUCUUCAUAGAAUUGCAAGCCGAAGGUUCUUGAACGGGUCUAGUGAAAUUGCUUCACUCUUUACUCAACAAGGCAAGAAAGGCACCAAUCAAGAUGCCAUGAUCGUUUGGGAGAACUUUGGGUCAAGAACAGACACGGUGUUCUGCGGUGUUUUCGACGGUCACGGUCCGUUUGGUCACAUGGUUGCUAAGAGGGUGAGAGAUUCACUCCCAUUGAAGCUAAGUGCACACUGGGAAGUCAACCUAAAAAACACCAAUGACGUCCUUCGGGAGAUUGUCGUCGGUGGCUUAAACUCUGAAGGAACAUCCGUUAAUUCACCUGUUGAGGCGUUUGAAGAAAUCGAUAAGAACCCUGAAAUCUUUCAAACAUUGAAGGAAUCAUUUUUGAAGGCUUUUAGAGUGAUGGAUCGGGAGUUAAGUAUGUAUGAAAAUUUUAAUUGCUUCUGUAGUGGGACGACUGCUGUAACGUUGAUCAAGCAGGGUCAGCAUCUUAUAAUCGGAAACAUUGGGGACUCGAGAGCCGUGUUGUGUACAUGCGCUAAAGAUAACUCGCGUGUUCCUGUUCAGUUGACGGUGGAUCUUAAACCUAACCUUCCAGAGGAAGCUGAGCGGAUCCGUAAAUGUAAAGGACGUGUGUUUGCCUUACGAGAUGAACCAGAAGUUGCAAGAGUUUGGCUACCGAACCAUGACUCUCCCGGGCUGGCCAUGGCUCGUGCUUUUGGGGAUUUUUGUCUCAAAGAUUUCGGUCUCAUUUCAGUCCCUCAAGUUUCAUACAGAUGCCUUACAGAAGAAGACGAGUUUGUUGUCCUUGCAACCGACGGGAUUUGGGACGUGCUUUCAAACGAAGAAGUGAUUGAAAUUGUAGCUUCCGCUGAAUCACAUUCCCGCGCAGCUCAAGCUGUGGUGGAGUCAGCGGUUGGCGCUUGGAAGCACAAACACCCGACUUCUAAAGUUGACGAUUGUGCGGUGGUGUGCCUGUUUCUUGGCUUGGAUUCAUCAUCAACCGCCAAACCGAACGAGCACGAAGAAGAGUCAUCAUCCACCAUGAACACUGAAACAGGAAAAGACUGGUCUGCCCUUGAAGGGGUUUCGCGGUUGAACACAUUAUUAACACUCCCGAGUUUUGUUCCUGGUGAGGAUGAUGAAAACCGCGAACCGGGAGGGAAAAGAAAGGUUUGAAGAUGAUUGAAAAAUGAAAAUGUUGUAGUAUUAUUGUCAUUUUGUUUUUAUUUUUCCGGGUUCUUCAAGCCUGAAGAACCCGGACCCGCCUGUUUUAGAGGGUCGGGAUAUCGUUUUUUCGUCCAUUUUUGAUGAAAGUUAUAUGGUGAUUUUAUAAAAGUAAUUUUGUGUGAUUAUAAACUUAUCGUCUUCCUAGAGGAGUUUUGACUCGCUUUUUAUA
Messenger RNA from Helianthus annuus (common sunflower), 1904 nucleotides. RefSeq names its product probable protein phosphatase 2C 33. The transcript is spliced from 6 exons. NCBI's taxonomy places the organism in Eukaryota, Viridiplantae, Streptophyta, Magnoliopsida, Asterales, Asteraceae. Bases 380 to 1684 code for a protein of 434 amino acids. Gene Ontology annotation, molecular function: protein serine/threonine phosphatase activity. The record is from RefSeq and is a predicted model, not a curated record. Gene Ontology annotation, biological process: protein dephosphorylation.